Messenger RNA from Eimeria maxima, 1352 nucleotides. RefSeq lists its product as hypothetical. The record is from RefSeq and is a predicted model, not a curated record. NCBI's taxonomy places the organism in Eukaryota, Apicomplexa, Conoidasida, Eucoccidiorida, Eimeriidae. The transcript has a single exon. The annotation marks the transcript as partial.
AUUUCCCUGAGCAGAAGGAGCAGCAUUCGGCCCAAGAGGAGAGCAAGCAGCCGCACUUGCAACUCCAAAAGCACGGGGAGCAAGUCAAACAACAAGAGAGGCAGGUGACAGCGACGGAGCAAGUUGGACAGGAACAGGAGCAAAUAAGACAGAGGCAGGGACACCAAGGGAAGCCCAAACUACAGGAGGAGGGCGAGACCCAUCAGUUGCAACCUGCUGAUGAGGUCCCGGUGCAAUUGGAGGAGGAUGAGUGGAUUUUCCAGGUCUCUCCAAUAGCGGGAGAGGCUGAGCCCAGCGGUUCUCAAGAGGCGUUGCAGCCGUAUGCUCGUGAAACAGCUGCAGGUCCCUCGACGUCCGACGGCCUCAGCGGACCGGUUGUGGCGGGAUUUACACGAAAUGCUGAUACAUAUUCUGGUAGUGCUUCAGGGGUUCCACGGGGUGAAGUUGCUGCUGUUCUCGGUAUGGAGGGAGCAAGGGCUGCAGCAGCAGUCAUGCCAGAUGGCCAGCCUAGUGCGGACCCGUUCUCUGCUGCACCAGCAACUGCCGGAGGGGGCAUGAGAUUGAGCGCGCCGUUGCUGGCUAGUCUCCUGACGUCAAGAAUAGGUGCGGGUGAAGCACUAGCAGCAGCAGCACCAGCGGCAGGUUCUCCCCUAAUGGCACCUGUAGCGACUCCGUCACUGCAGGGCCUGCGAGGACCUCGCACAUCAAUUUCUGCUGCUAUUAGAGAACAUCCAUUUGUGCGUCUGCCGAGACGAGCAGAGGACACUUUUUGGGGACCGAUUUGUGUUGAUUUUGAGCAAGCCCUGUCCAGCACAUCUGGCUUGAGGAACCCCAUACCAUUGCUGCAUAAGGCCCGCGCGUUGCUGUUGAAAGGAGUUUUGUCUCGUCAGGAGAUGAGGGAAUUGCGGCAGAUAACACAAAAUUUGAUGGAACACGCUGUGCAUUAUCAGAAUCAAAACGUGGAAGGUUUCAGGGGCAGCUACGCAGUAGAACGGUUGGGAGUACGUUUCAUGGUGCUGGAUGUUGUAGUUUCCACCUUGAUAGUUCUCGAUCAGACACCAAAACCCGAAGAUUGGCAAGCCUUUGUCAGUACCAUUAGCCACGACGUGGCCCCGUUGGCGGACAGACGAAGCAGAGCAGGGCGACCCAACUUGUCAGCAACGCGAGCUCUGGAGCUCAGCAGGGCAAUACAAACACUCAAGAGGGGAGUGAGGCCAGAACCCAGAGACCUCUUGCGGAUCAAGCGGAUGCUCUUGUGCUUGCCGACCUCUCCCAGGAAUUUUCAAACGGCGGAGUUCGACCCCUGGAGGGAGCAAGACUGCAAUUUCACCGAAGUCAGCUUUCUUCUCUAG